Lolium rigidum is the source of this 1854-nucleotide messenger RNA. RefSeq names its product U-box domain-containing protein 39-like. Gene Ontology annotation, cellular component: nucleus; cytoplasm. Gene Ontology annotation, biological process: protein ubiquitination. The transcript is spliced from 2 exons. Gene Ontology annotation, molecular function: protein binding; ubiquitin-protein transferase activity. The record is from RefSeq and is a predicted model, not a curated record. NCBI's taxonomy places the organism in Eukaryota, Viridiplantae, Streptophyta, Magnoliopsida, Poales, Poaceae. Bases 55 to 1644 code for a protein of 529 amino acids.
ACAAUCAAGCGCGCGCGCGCCAUCGCCCUCUGCCAACACGCCCGAGACGUACCAAUGGCCACCGCCCGGUCGCGGUGGAGGCCCUUCACGGCCUCCUCCCCCUCGCCGCCUUCCUCCGCCUCCUCCUCGCCCUCCUCCUCCUUCACCGCCACCAUGGACCCGCCGGCGGAGUUCCUCUGCCCCAUCUCCGGCACGCUCAUGGCCGACCCCGUCAUCGUCCCGCCGGGCCGCACCAUCGAGCGCGCCUGCAUCCAGGCCUGCGCCGCGCUCGCCUUCUACCCGCCCGCCGUCGCCGACCUCCCGUCCUCCCCGCUCGUGCUCAUCCCCAACGUCGCGCUCCGCUCCGCCAUCCUCAACUGGUGCGAGCGCCUCGGCCUUCCACACCCUUCCCCGCUCUCCCUCGACACCGCCGGCGACAUCGUCCGCCGCCUCAUGCCGCCGCGCCAGGACCAGUCGAGGUCGCAGUCUCAGUACGGGCCGCCGCCGCAGUCGAACUACGGGCGGCCACCACAGCCCGCCUCCGUCCGGACAAGAAACCGCUCUGUCUCUGGCGACGACUUUCCGCAGGAGCAGAAGCAGAGGAGCGGGUCCGUGGAGGAGGAGAUCAUGGCCGUGCUCGGCGCGACGGACACAAGCCCAACUGAGCAGAGGGACGCGAUGGCGUCGCUGCGGCAGGCGACGCGGGAGACCAGGGAGAUGCGGCUGCAGCUCUGCACGCCGCGCCUGCUCGCGGCGCUCCGGCCGAUGCUGCUGUCCGGGGACGCCGGCAUCCAGGCCAACGCGGCGGCGGCCAUGGUGAACCUGUCGCUGGAGGCGGAGAACAAGGUGCGGAUCGUGCGGUCCGGGGCGGUGUCGCCGCUGGUGGACGUGCUCCGGGCCGGCCACCCGGAGGCGCGGGACCACGCGGCCGGCGCGAUCUACAGCCUCGCGGUGGAGGACGAGAACCGGGCCGCCAUCGGCGUGCUCGGCGCGAUCCCGCCGCUGCUGGAGCUCUUCGCGAGCGGCGGCGCGGGCCACCGCGCGCGGCGGGAGGCCGGCAUGGCGCUGUACCACGUCUCCCUCGCGGGCAUGAACCGGUCCAAGAUCGCGCGCACGCCGGGGGUGGUGCGGACGCUGCUGGCCACGGCGGAGGCGCGGGGCCGCGGGAGCGCCGAGGCCGACGCGGACGCCGCCGCGCUGCGGAAGCUGUCGCUGAUGAUCCUCGCGAACCUGGCCGGGUGCCCGGAAGGCCGGGCCGCGCUGAUGGACGGCGGCGCGGUGGCCGCCGUCGUCGGGGUCAUGCGCAGCGGCGCCGCGGCGCCGGGGAGCUCGGAAGAGGAGUACUGCAUAUCGGCGCUGUACGGGAUGAGCAAGGGCAGCCUGAGGUUCCGCGGGCUGGCGCGCGCGGCCGGCGUCGAGGAGGCGCUGGCGCCGGUGACGGAGUGCGACGGCGGCGGGGUCGGGCGGGACAUGGCGCGGCGCACGCUCCGGGCAAUGCGCGGGGAGGACGACGAGAUGCCGUUCACGGCGUCAGGGAUACUGGGGAGCCAGUGGGGCGACGCGAGCAUCGUGUCGGAGGGGCUGGUCUCGCUCCGGCGGCCGCCGCACCAACGGGGAGGCAACCACGGCGGCGGGACGUCCGGGUCAAACACCACCCAGUUCUGACAAAGUCAAAAGUCUUCUCCUUGCGCGCGCGCGCACGCCUCUUGUUUAUUCCAGUGUUUGGAAUAUCUGGUAUUCCUUCCCCAUUGGUGUUUCUGGAGCUGCUUAGCUGAAUUCUUUUGUUCGAAUUGAACUGUAAUUUUACUGGAUCUAUGUAGGUGUUCGUUCAUGUUGUGUAAAUGUAAUUGUGAUUAAACAAGAAACAACGGUACA